Molecule: messenger RNA, 3198 nt
Organism: Saprolegnia parasitica CBS 223.65
Lineage: Eukaryota; Oomycota; Saprolegniomycetes; Saprolegniales; Saprolegniaceae
Exons: 1
Coding region: 1-3144 (1047 amino acids)
Cellular component (GO): cytoplasm
Molecular function (GO): phosphatidylinositol-3,4-bisphosphate 4-phosphatase activity
Source: RefSeq, a predicted model, not a curated record
AUGGCCGCGCCGGCCAAGGCGACGACGCCCCGCCUCCAUGUGACGGACUCGGGCAAGAUCCAAGACCAGUACUACCAUGCACAGGCGAGCUCUCGGACGAUGGGCCUCCUCAUGCGCCGCUCCAUGGACCACCGGCGGUCCAAGCAGUCCAAGCACAAGCGCGCCGAGGACCGCUUCACCGACGCCGAGAUUGCAUUCGCCGGCGAAUUGACCAAGCAAGGCUCCUUUUGGCGCACGUGGCGGAAGCGCUACUUCAUCUUGCGGCGUGACCGCCCCAUGCUAUGCUACUACUCGUCGUCCAAGGAGCUCACGAAGCUUGGUGAGAUGACGUUGGAUGCCGAUACCAUCAUCGAACCUGUCGAGUCGUCGUCCUCGUCGUGCUUCUUCUCCAUCAAGACCAAGCACCGCAAGCUCAUUGUCAAUGCGAGCGACGGCGGCGACGCUUACAUGCGCGCGUGGAUCGAUGCGCUCAACGUCGCGGUUGAAUCCUGUCGAACGACCGUGCCCUUUGCCUUCAAGAACGCGACGCCGAUCUCCGACCACGACAGCGCCAGCGUCCGUGGACGCAAGUCCAGCGGCGCGCUCGACAUUGUCCGGCCAUCGCUGACGUCCUUGGCGUCGGAUGCGCCGCCGCCCAUCAUGCCCUCCAUCAUCCACACGACCGAUUUCGCGCCACCGUCGCCACGGCGCGCGUCCAGCAGCCGCGAAGCCUCACCCGACUACCGCUCGUCCGUACCGACAUUCUCACCCGCCUUUUUCGCGCAACUGCCGCCUCGCCCGCAAGACGAGAGCUUGAGCAUGCGACGUGCGCGAAGCCUCAACGAGCUGCUGAACCGGACGCGUGUCGCCCGCGCGUCUGACAGCGGUAGCAACGACAGCAACGCCAAGCCGGCGCCGACACUCAUUGCGAGCAGCUGGACCGAGCGCAACCACAGCGCAUCGUUUUUAUCACGGACGGCCGCGACCGAGGCUGCCGACCACCGCGGCUUUGGCCUCCAGUGCCAGAGUCUGAGUCUGGUGCACAUACGGCCGCCCGACGCGCUCCACUUUGCCAUUUCGUUUGGCUCGAUCGAGAAGGUGCCGCACAGCGUGCCGCUCCUCGUCGUGCUCAGCGUCCUCAACUGGGAGCCGGACGAUGCGUCGUCGAAGAAGCAGGCCAUGACCGAAGUCGCGCGCACCGAAGUCGAGCGCACGAACCACUUGCGUCCGUGCGGCGACCGCCUCGUGCGCGACUUCCAAGGGCUCGUCGCGCUGCCGCUGUUCCUGCUCGAGCCGCGCAUUGUGCUGCAGCUCGACGUGUACAUUGUCUCGAACGAAACGACCGAAGCGCUCAAGCACCACAAGCUGCUCGGGUACUUUACCAUUGCGGCUACCGACCUCGUCGCCGACUCGGACGACGGGACGCCGCUGCUCAUGGACCUGCGCCACGACGGCCGGAGCACGACGAACAUUCUCGGGAGCCGGAAUUUCCUCGUGCUCGAGCAGGUCGCGACACCGCCUCCGUAUGCGCUCGCGCACGGGUUUACGUUUGCGACGCACCAGUUUCUGGCCGACACGGCCGAGACGUCGCCGCCCAACGAGCCGCCGCUCACCGACGAGCCGCGCGUCGGACCCCGGGCCGCGACCGACGUGCUUUUGUCGGAGGAGAUGUCGGCGAGCUACUGCUCGCUCACGGUUGUCCGCGCCUAUGUGCAGAUGCUCCAGACGCGCAACGCGACCCGGAUCGCCGAGACGCGCGAUAUUAUCCGCAACAUGGAAGCCCGCGACGUGCAGCGCUCAGUCAUGACGUCACCGCACGCGAGUGACGCCGCCGUGGUCUUUGCGGACACGGACGACGACGUGGAGAAGAGCUACACGACCUACCUCGAGGUGCGCGCGCGCCUCAUUGAGCUUAACAAGCUCCAGUCGACGUACGAAAGCAUGGAGCGCCGGUACAGCGCGCUCGUGUCCAUGGUCGACGACGGGGCCGAGCACGGCAUCACGAGCUGCCUCAAGCGCAGCACGAUGAAGAAGGAUCCGAGCGUCGAGUUCAUGCCGACGAACCUCGUGUGCCAUUUGCUCCGCGCGUCGCUGCCGAACCACGACGAGAUUGUGUGGUCGACGAUCACGCACGGGUGCGCUGCGGCCCACUUGCUUGGCUUCAAGGACGGCGGUCUGCGGCGCCUGCUCCAGAACGGCCGGUCGCUCCAAGAAGACCAGAUCGAGUACCGUCUGGACGUGGUGCUGUGUCAGCUCUUGUCGGUCAUCGCGGCGGCCUUCUUGAGUUAUGUGCAGCUCGCCGCCGACGACGUGCACGAUGUCUCGGGCGCCCGCCUCCGCAUGCUGCCGCGCGUCGGGUUCCUACUCGACAUCGAGUCGCUCUUGAGCACCGCCGGCAACGAGAAGGGCAUGCUCGAAGACAUGGCCGAGGGCGUCAAGUACGUCAACCAGAAUGCCGUGUAUUUUCAGAUUACGCCGGCGGCAUCACCAUCGGGGCACUGCAUCUCGAUGGCGACGGACGAAGGUGGCGCGAUCGUGCUGCAGGUCGCCCUGCCAUCCGUGCUCUUCGCCAAGCUGCCGCUGAGUUUUCAUGCGCAGCCACGCAUCCAGGUCCACGCGGUGCUCUUCACGCAGGGCAUCAACGAGCGCCAAUCGGUCGCCAACACGGUCGGCGACACGAGCGUCCAGGAAGACAUCAACGUCGAGAGCAUGGUGACGCUCGCCGCGUACGUCGAGCAGUACGUGACGCUUGGCGUCUCGCACGAGCCGUCGCUCUUGCCGCUGGCCGAGAUCCAGUCGCAGCUCGCCCUCGUCGUGACGGCCGUCGAGUCGCAGAAGAAAUCGCUGAAAAACGUCAACGUGCUCGUGGACUCGAGCUACCUCUGCCGCCUCGUGGGCGCGGGACGGACGACGUGCUGCAAGUCGGGGAAAGACCGAACGGCCAUGUCGGUCACCCUCGAGCUCACGCGCUUAUUGGUCGACGUGGUCGGCGUCAAGCAGGGCAUGUGUCUCUGUCAAGCCAUGCGCGAGCGCGGCGUCCGGCGGACCAACGUACUCGUCAAUACCGGCAAGACCAUGUACGCUUUCAACUCGCUUCAGCUCAAGUGCCUUCCGGCCUGCUACAAACCACCCGUCGCGACGGCGAACGCCAAUGUCGCGUCCUAAUCGUCUCGAAGGACAUAAUCGCCCUAUUUAAACAUGAGGAAUUUUCUAGCCUGU